Malus domestica (apple) is the source of this 1161-nucleotide messenger RNA. RefSeq names its product replication protein A 70 kDa DNA-binding subunit B-like. The record is from RefSeq and is a predicted model, not a curated record. Lineage: Eukaryota; Viridiplantae; Streptophyta; Magnoliopsida; Rosales; Rosaceae.
AUGAGGUACAAAACACUAACUGCAUUUUCUUAUCAUAGAGGAGAUCAAGUGAUGGUCACCCUGUGGGCAGAGAGUGCAAUAGGUUUUCAGGAGGCUGCACUCAAAUCGCUGGCGCCGCCUGUGUUCAUUGCUUUGACUGCUCUUAAAGUCAACCAGUACCAAGGGAAACCUGUUUUAGGAAGCACAGGCUCAACGGUGUGCUUUUUUAACCCCGACAUCCCGCAGCUCACGGAAUAUAAACAAAGGUUUCAAUACCUGAACUUGCCCGUUGAGAUUCUACCUAGCUCUGUUGAAAGGUAUGCAAAACCCCAUGUGACUGCUGAUUCUGAGUUAAAGACAAUUGAAGAGUUGCUUCUCCUUGAUCCUACAUUGAAAAAAGAUACAAAAUUCAUGUGUCGAGCGACGAUUGUGGGUUUUGAUCUAAGCAAGGGAUGGUGGUACAAAUCGUGCCCCUCUUGCCACAAGGCUGCAAAGAAAAUGUCUGCAGACUUUGAGUGCUAUGAACAUGAGUUGUUGAAAACAUUGCCUGAACCAUGGUUUAAGAUAAAUUUUAUUGUGGAAGACAACACAAAUCAAUUCAACCUCAUGAUGAUCGGAAGGCACGCUGAACAACUUUUGGGUGUAUCUUGCCACUCCCUUGUCAUAAAAGAAGGGUACGAUAAUUCUUUUAUGCUGCCGCCAAAUCUUAAGAAAUUUAUUGGCAGCACAAAAAAAUUCCAGCUUCAAUUUGGAAAUCAAAACAAGGAAUUUCCCAAGACGGAAUUUGUUGUGUGCGGAUUAUUUGAGGACCAACCACCAUCUGCCACAACAACUAGCUCAGUUGAACUGUGCACACCUGCCGCAAAUGUUGAGAAACAUAUUGUUAAUGCUGCAACUCCUGCCUCCUUUGUGCCCUUAGAACCAUGUGCUCAAGAAAUCCAACUACCAGCAUCAAACAAGACUGUCAAAAGAGCAUUAUUUGUUGAAUCAAAAGCUGCAAAAAAACAAAGCAAAACAUGUGAGGAAAGCCAGCCACAAUCCACAAUUUUAGCAAGAAUAUCAAAGGAAUUCUCCAAGCCAGUCAUUCCGAAAAUAGAGCCUUUAGACAAAGUUCCUAUAAGCGCACUGAGAAGCAGUGUUGGAGAUGUUGAUUUCCUAAAAAAUGAUUUCUCAAAGAUUUAA